UUGGAUUUUGGGAGCUAAGCGGAACGUUUCCAGUCUUAUCUUCAAAUGUGUUAUUUGCCGGAAGCUCAGAAGGACCUGUGAAACACAGAAAAUGGCAGACUUACCACCUGACAGACUUAGCACAGAUCCUCCAUUCACUCACAUCGGCCUGGAUGUAUUUGGUCCUUGGUCGGUUUGCUCCAGACGUACCCGUGGAGGUAAAGCCAACAGCAAGAGGUGGGCAGUUCUUUUCACCUGUCUCAGCAUCCGUGCCAUCCACGUAGAGAUUGUAGAAUCCAUGGAUGCCUCAAGUUUCAUAAAUGCCUUGAGAAGGUUCUUUGCUAUUCGUGGCCCAGUCAAAACAAUCAGAUCAGACAGAGGAACGAACUUCGUAGGUGCUUGCCAUGAACUCAAAAUCUCCUCUAACCUCAAUGAUGAAAAGGUAGAGAGUUUUCUUUCAAGGCAAGAAGUAUCUUGGAUUUUUAACCCCCCUUUCGCUUCCCACAUGGGAGGAGUGUGGGAAAGGAUGAUUGGAAUCACCAAGAGGAUACUAGACUCCAUGUUUUUGCAACAACCUUCAAGGCUUACUCAUGAGGUGCUAGUUACUUUGAUGGCAGAAGUGACUGCUAUUGUAAACUCAAGACCGUUGAUACCAGUCUCAACAGAUCCUGAAGAUCCACAAAUCCUUACUCCAGCAACCUUAAUAACUCAAAAGAUUGCACCUUAUCCAGUGUUGUCCGAAACAUUUGAUAGUAAAGACCUCUACAAACGACAGUGGAGACAGGUCCAGAGCCUGGCUAAAGACUUUUGGCACAAAUGGUACAAACAGUAUUUGGCUACUCUCCAGGAACGAAAGAAGUGGCAGGCAGACAGGCCUAAUGUUCAGCAGGGUGACAUCGUGCUUCUAAAAAACCACCAAACCAAGCAGAUUAAGUGGCCUAUGGGUCGAGUGACAAAGACCUUCCCUCACGAUGAUGGUAGGGUCCGUAAGGUAGAGGUGAGAGUAAACACAGAAGGAAGUUCAGCUUUGUUCAUUAGACCAGUAACAGAACUUGUCUUGCUCUUAUCUCCUUCAGAGUAACUUUCGGUGGUCUGGUAAAUUGUGGUAUCUCUAACAGAUACCAGGCGGGGAGUGUGCUGUCUGUCCACAGCCAGAUUAUGUUAAUCUACAUUGCUGAAUUCUGCUCCCCCUAGUGGACACCUUUAAGACUGCUUUGUUCUUUUCUGUUCUGUCCUGAGGUCAUGUGACACUGCAGGAAGUAGACUCUCUGUAUCAGGAAGCAGGUUGUUCUUUAUUCCAGCAGCCAUAUUUCCUAGAUUCACACUGUACUGUUGCAUCCACAUGCAUCUAUCCUUCAUCCACGCCAUCCAAGCAUCGUUGUUUUACCUUCUUUUGAUCAUACACAUUAAACAAGUUACCGGAACUUUAACAGUGUGGUGAUUGAAGGGCGAGUAAACUACCUGUCGAAUUAUUCUUCACAAUAAGGGG
Molecule: messenger RNA, 1468 nt
Organism: Bufo bufo (common toad)
Lineage: Eukaryota; Metazoa; Chordata; Amphibia; Anura; Bufonidae
Exons: 2
Coding region: 92-1060 (322 amino acids)
Biological process (GO): DNA integration
Molecular function (GO): nucleic acid binding
Source: RefSeq, a predicted model, not a curated record